This is a messenger RNA of Bradysia coprophila, 951 nucleotides long. RefSeq names its product protein YIPF6. Gene Ontology annotation, biological process: endoplasmic reticulum to Golgi vesicle-mediated transport. Lineage: Eukaryota; Metazoa; Arthropoda; Insecta; Diptera; Sciaridae. Gene Ontology annotation, cellular component: trans-Golgi network; membrane. The record is from RefSeq and is a predicted model, not a curated record.
ACAACUUUUUGACAGUUCCAUAUCUUGAUUGGUGAUAAUUUUAUUGUUGACGUUAUGGUGUACGUAUGAACUAAAAUCAGUGAAAAUAAAGUAACGAAUUAGUCAUGGAUACAAAAGUGGAUAUGUAUGAUGACUUCAACGACAGUCUCGCUGGUGACAUGUCAAUUCCCACAGCCGCAAAGAAAAAUACAUCGCAACCUGGAGCACCCGAUUUCAACACACUGGAUGAACCCAUUAAAGAAACAAUCUUACGCGACGUGAAGGCCGUGGGCAGUAAAUUUUAUCACGUUUUGUAUCCCAAAGAGAAGUCCAGUCUGCUGAAGGAAUGGGACCUGUGGGGACCGUUAGUUCUGUGCACAUUUAUGGCAACGAUUUUACAGGGUUCCGAAUCAGGCGAUAAAUCGUACGACGGAGGACCGGAAUUUGCGGAAGUGUUUGUGAUAGUGUGGAUUGGUGCGAUGAUUGUCACACUCAAUUCGAAGUUAUUAGGCGGAAACAUAUCGUUCUUUCAAUCGGUAUGCGUUCUCGGAUAUUGUUUGACACCAGUUGCUGCAGCGCUGAUCAUCUGUAGAGUAAUAUUACUAGCACCACAAACGAAAUUACUGUUUUUCGUUCGGCUACUGACAACAGUUAUGGGUUUCAUUUGGGCGACUUACGCUUCACACAUUUUUCUCGGAGACAGUCAACCGGUAAAUCGGAAACCAUUAGCUGUCUAUCCAAUAUUCCUGUUCUAUUUCAUCAUAUCGUGGCUGGUCAUUUCACAUUCGUCGAUGUAAAGAAAAAUGCGUAAAAUUUGGUCGUUCAAGUCGUUUACAUGUAAGGAUUUUGAAUUAUUUUCUUUAAAGUUAAGUGAAUUACAACAACCAAUUACUGUAACACACAAAUUCAACUAUAUUUAAAUAAAAUUUACUGGAUGCUUGUAAUAUACAAAUCACACGACUACGUACUGUA